AUGUCAUUAACCGAACAAAUUGUCAUAGUUGAUAAUAAUACCGAUAAUAUUAACUCUAUUUCUACUUUGGAUGAUGUUGGAGCUACUUUGAUGUUUCCAAAAAAAUAUAUGGAUAAUACUAAUUCAAUUUUAGUAAACGAUUAUGAUAACAGUAUGAAUAAAAAAGUCAAUUUAACAGCAACAACAACAAACGAGCCAAAUGAUACACAUUCAACUGGUCACUCAACUGGUCGUUCUACCCCUGAUCUAUAUGAUGCAAAUUUCCCUAGUCUUUCAUCAAAUACAUCAACUGCUUCUUCCACUUCUUCCACUACAACCAUUAAUUAUAGCAGUAUUGUUAAUAGUAACACUGACUGUGUUAGUAAAAAUGAUAGGAAUGCCAUUGUCACAGAAAAUUUGGAGUUAGCUGCAUCACAACAUAAUAAUCCUCAACAACAAAAAAGAUCCAAAAAUCAAAAAAAUCAAGCAGCAGAAAUUAUUAGACGAGUGAUGGAACGAACUAAUACAAAAAUAAAUGUAGAUCCUGGUGCGAAAAGUUCUGUUGUGACUUUUUUAAUUGAGGGAAAAGAUGAAGAUGUUGCUAAUGCAAAACGUAUUUUAAUUGAUAAACUCGGUCUUAAAGAUGAAAUUACUAUUCAGGUUCCUGCAUCAGCCCGUUCUCAUUUAUUGGGACCUCGUGGUACAACCCUAAAGUCAAUCACUAAUUCAACUGGUGCACGCAUCACACUGCCACCACGUUCUAAAAAUCCAAGAGAAGAAAUGAGAAAGUCUGAAUUGGAUUACGACGAGGAUGAGGAAAUGAUGAAUGUGACAAUUUUUGGUGAGAUGUGUGCUGUUUGUAAAGCAAAAGUUGAAAUUCAAGACCUUAUAAAAUCUAUGUGUGCAACUAAAAGGACACAUUAUAUUAAACACAUCGAAAGUAAAUUUUAUCCAUUGAUUGCUGGCGCACAUAAUCAACGUAUUAAUCAGCUUGGUCUUGAUACUGGUACAAAAAUUCAUGUCCCUUCUUACAACCCUACCAAUUCCAACAACACAUUCAUUGAUGCAGACAAAAAUUAUAUUGUUAUUACUGGUGAAAGAAAUUCAGUUAAGAUUGCAAGCGAAAUGAUUGAAGACCGUUAUGAAGAUUUGAAAAUUAAUACACGUACUCUUAAAUUCGAGAUUCCAAAACGUCAACAUAAAUAUUUAAUUGGUCCAAAGGGUGCAACUCUUCAAGAAAUUCUUGAAACAACAGGUUGUAUACUAGAAUUACCACCGGCAACUGAUCCAUCAGCGAACGUAACAAUUCACGGACCACAAAACCAAUUAGCAGAUGCUAUAAAAACUGUAAUGAAAAAAGCAAACUCUAUGCAUGUUCAAAUACUUGAUAUUACUGACCUUCAUCACACGGAAAAUCCAAUGAAACAUUCUAUUAAUAUUUUGAAAUAUUUGUGGAAUAGAAGCAAGUUGAAGAACGUUGAAUCUAAAACUGGCGUAAAAAUUGUUACUCCAAAGAUUACAGCAUCAGCAGAAACAGAAAUGAAGAAUUUGGUUAUGGAAUUUGUGAGUAAAGUACCUGAAGAUGUAGAAAAUGCUAGAAAAGAAAUCACCGAAAUAAUCAAAAACUUGCCACCUAGUUAUUUUGAUGUGGUAGAAAUUAAUCCAAAAUUUCAUCGACAUGUAAUUGGUCGUAAAGGACAAAAUUUACAAAGAGUCAAAGAUGCUUAUGGUGUUGAAAUAAUAGUUCCUGAUGAGAAAGAAGCCAAUCCCGAGAUAUUGAUAGUUUUUGAGGGUAGAAAAGGUGUCAAGGAAUUUUCUGAUAGAAAGAAAAAAGAACUUUACAUUAAGGAAAUAAUGGAAAAAGUGAAAAAUGAAUUGUUAAAAGUGGAACGUGAUUCGUCAUCGGAUUUUUCUACUCAGACAUUAGUUGUUCCUGUCAAGUAUCAUCGGCAUAUUAUUGGACCUAAAGGGAUUAAUUUGAAUGCGAUUAUUCAUAAUGAUAAUGGUAGUGGAUGUUCAUCUGUUUCAGUAAAAUUUGGGUCAUCUAAAUAUUCAGGUGUAGAUGAUCGAUCGUCAAAUGCACAAGAAGUUUCAGAUGAUUCUAUUAUAGUUAAAGGACCUGUUAAAGAAGUUGAAAGAAUAGUUGAAGAAAUUAAUGAAAAAGUAGAAGAUAUUAAACGUGUUGAGAAUAUGAAAUCGUUUACGGCAGAAUUUACAAUUCCGGCGAUUUACUCCUCACAUAUUAUUGGUAAAGGAGGGAGUAAAAUAAAAUUUAUCAGAGAGAAUUACAACGUCAGGAUAGAUAUAGAUAACAAGAAUGUCAAUAAAAGCAACAGUGGUAACGAAGAAGAUGAGACUGUUAAUGUUAAAAUAGUUGGGAUGAAAGUUUAUGUUGAGGAGGCUAGGAGUCGAAUUCUAGACACGAUUGACAAAUUACAAGAAGAAAAUGUUGUUUGUGUGAAUAUUUCACCACAUUAUCAUGCUUCAUUGAUUGGUGCCAAAGGUAAAACGGUUAGAAAUCUAGAAGUGAAACACGGUGUACGUAUUAAAUUUCCAAGAAAUAAGAAUUACAAGAAUCAUCCUACCAUCACUCCUAAAGAUUUAGGUUUAGACCCAGAUGUAGAAAAAUCUGAUGAAGUAUUAAUAAUCGGUGGUAAAAGAGGAGUUAGUGAGGCUAGAACAGAAUUGCUGGAUCUUUUACACUACGCGCAAGAUCAUGAUAAUAUUCUCAGUUUCACUAUUCCAGCCAAAUGUUUGCCACAUGUUGUUGGCAAGAACGGAAGAAGAAUCAAAGAGAUUAAGACUGACACAUUUACAAAGAUUUAUAUUAGUAAACCAAUAACUUUGAAUGUUGAUGACAGCAAUGAUGAUAAUAAUAAUAAGCUAUAUGAGCAAGUUGUUAGAGUAAAUGUGCGUGGUAAUAAAAGGGAUAAUAUCAAGGCCCAGAACAAGAUUUUGGAGAUUGUUGAAGAAUUUGAAAAACAAACAACAAUCAUUAUGAAUAUUGAUCCUAAACAUCACAAGUUUUUGAUCGGACCUGGUGGUAAUCGUAUUAAAGAGGUUAUAGCAAAAGCUGGUGGACCAGAGGAUAAAAGUUCUCAGGCCGGGAUUGUUAAGUUUCCUCGACUUGAUGAUGGUGGUAGUAGAAUCAAUGAGGUUGUAAUUAAAGGAAGUGAAGAACUUGUGAAAAAAAUUAAAGAAGAAUUUGAAAUUUUAAUCGAAGAACAAGAAAAUUUAAUUAUCGAUAUUAUUAAGGUUCCCAGAAAUGAACAUUCAGUUAUUAUAGGCAGGAAUGGGUCCCAACUUCAUAAUAUUCAAAAUAAAUUUAAUGUUGAGCUUUAUUUCCCUGGUUCACGCUCAUAUAAUCAAAUAACAGUGACACAAAAAAUUGAACAACAGCAUGAAGAUUUGAUAGAUAAUAAUGAUUUAGUAAAAAUAGUGGGGAAAGUUGAAGACAUUAAACUUGCCAAAGAAGAAAUAUUAUCAAAACUUCGAUAUGAAUAUGUGUUCAAAUUCCCAUGUAAAUUCUACAGUAUAAUUAAUAAUAACGGAUUUACAUCGAGAAAAUUAAGAAAUGAGUACCAUGUAAUGGUAGAAGAGGAGGAAGAAGAUAGUGACGAUGAAUUCGAUGUUAAUGAAUGUACUGGAUAUUUAUCAAUUCCUCAAAUGUAUCAUGGACAUAUUAUUGGACGUAGAGGAUCAACUAUUUCACAUAUUAGAGCAGAGAGUCGAUGUAAGAUUGAUGUUCUCAAAGUUAACGGUGAUGAUAUGAUUGUAAUCAUUGGAAGCAAAGAAAAUAUUAUGAUAGCUAAAAAUAUGAUAUUUGAAGUAUUAAUUAACUUGAAAAAAGAACAAAAUAGUAGAAAAUCUUAA
Molecule: messenger RNA, 3852 nt
Organism: Entrophospora sp. SA101
Lineage: Eukaryota; Fungi; Glomeromycota; Glomeromycetes; Entrophosporales; Entrophosporaceae
Source: the annotation of a GenBank genome assembly